Molecule: messenger RNA, 3581 nt
Organism: Planococcus citri (citrus mealybug)
Lineage: Eukaryota; Metazoa; Arthropoda; Insecta; Hemiptera; Pseudococcidae
Product: reticulon-1-A-like
Exons: 6
Coding region: 352-1956 (534 amino acids)
Cellular component (GO): axon; endoplasmic reticulum membrane
Source: RefSeq, a predicted model, not a curated record
UUAACGCUCGGUGUUCAGUUAUCAACUUGAAAGUGGUAUCAUCAUUGUAAUAUCGAACAGCAGGUCGCAAAGUGUGCUAGUGAAGUCGUGUAACGAGGCAAAAAGGUGCAGUGCAAUGUAAAUACGCCGACACAACAAUCAGCUGUUAGAUACAUGAAAAACCCUACCGCUAGUGUGAUUAAACUCGGAGUUUGAAUCAUCCUCACUCACCGACCGUAAGAAACAGAAACAAAUUUAUACUCGUUUGUGGUGCAUGAUCGUGAAUUACACCGUCCGCUUUGUGUUACGUGGUUUUCGGUUAGUUUAUUAGUGUCAGUUCGCCGGUAAUUAUUUAAUUUAUUUAUUCGAACAAUGGAGCCGGUUAAUACAUCCGUAGAUACGAGCAAACCGCCAGCUUUCGACAAGCUCGAAUCGAUCGAACAUAAACUCGCCAAUGAAGUAGACCACGGUAUGGCCAAAAGUUACGACGUAGACGAUUUUCUAAACUUGCAAAAGUCGCCCAGCAAUGGCCUGCUCGAUUCCUAUCACGAAAAUAUGACGCCGGAAAACGAACACCAGUCGGAAUUUUUCACCAAGGAAAAGGAAUUCCACGAACCUAGUAAGCUGCAGUCAUCCAACGAUGAUCUGAACAACCUACCUAGUCCGCCGAAAAGUUCGGAAUUACACGAAUUUUUACCAGAUUACUCCUCGUCGUACGGUGUUCCUAAAAAUGAAACCUCCUUUUGCGGUACAGAUAAAUUAAACGAUCUGGCUAAUUUCGUAGUGAACGACGACGUCGAAGUAUUCAAGAUACCUGCUGGCAAAGAAAAUAGUACUAAAAAUGAUUCCUCAUCGUUGUUAGAAUUUGAUCCUUUGAACGAACCUAUUAUUGCUAAUCGAGAUCAUCACGAUGAAUUUGCUAGCUCGCUGACACGUUCCACGUAUCAAUUACCAGACGAUAUAAUCGAACCUGUGACCGAAUUCAAAGAAACUCUUCCUACCGAAAGUGCGAUCCCUUCGAAAAGUGAUAAAGAAAUUGGCGAUAAACUCAAAGAAAUUAUCGACGAUUCACCUCGAAGUGGUUCUCCAGAUUUUCUUGAAUUAGAUGCCGAAGAUUUGAAACCGAUUGAUGUAAAAACCGAUAGUGUCAAACCUGUAGAUGUUAAACCGAUUGAUUCGAAACCGAUUGAUGUCAAACCAACGAUCACGAAACCGGUGGAAGAAAAACCAAUAGAUACGAAACCAGUUGAAAAAGUUCCUGAAAAACCUACUAACGUUGAAACGAAGAAAACCAAAGUCGAAUAUUUCCAAGAUAAGCCGGAAAUUGGACCUAAGGAGUUAUUUUCCAAAUAUGGAUUGGAUAUUUGGUUUAAGCCUGAACGUUUAAACCCUACAGUGGAGGCUUUUAUCUAUUGGAGAGAUCCAAAGCUGUCCGCCAUCGUAUUCGUUUCCGGACUAGUGCUGUUGUUAUCAAUGGCGUAUUAUUCAUUGAUCAGCGUUGUUGCCAAUACCGGUCUCACGAUUUUAGUAUUAGCUAUGGGAUUCCGUAUUUACAAACAUGUUCUUCAAGCUGUGCAAAAAACCGAUCAAGGUCAUCCUUACAGCGUAUUCUUAGAAUGGGACCUGAAACUGCCUCAAGAAAAAGUGCACGAAUUGGUGGAUACGGUGUUAAUACAUAUCAACGCGUAUGUCAGCGAAUUAAGACGUUUGUUUUUGAUCGAAAAUUGGAUGGAGUCGGUUAGAUUCGCAGUCGUGUUGUGGGUAUUGACUUACGUAGGAUCUUGGUUCAAUGGAUUAACGCUGGUUAUUAUUGCUUUCGUUUCGCUGUUCACAUUGCCAAAAGUAUAUGAAAACAACAAAGUACAAAUCGAUCAGAAUCUCGCUCUAGUUCACGCGAAAUUAGAAGAAUUAACCAACAAAAUUAAAGACGUAUUACCGGCUUUACUGCGUAAAAAAUUACCCGAGAAGAAGGAAUAAAUCAAGAGACGAUACGAAUGGAUGAGAAAAAAACAAUCGAAUCGUCGCCUCGUGUUGUUUUACUUUCCUCAAAAAUUUUCGCUUUUAGUGUUACAUCUCUGUUUUAUUAAUUUUAAUUACCUAUUUUAAAAAAACGAAACAAGUUGUAUACGCUUCACAUCUGGACCAGUGAGCGUAUUAUUUUUUUUUACAUUUUAUGAUUAUUCUACAAAAUUUUACUACGUCUUAAGAUUCUAAGUUAAUUUACACUUUUAAAGUUACAGAUUAGUUACUCUUUUAAAUUUUUAUAUUUAUUUUAUACUUGGUAUUUAUUAUUUUUCUUUGGUUUAAAUUUUAAAAAAAUGAAAGAAAGGUCUCCUGUUAGAGUUCGUUUUUAUGUUACACGAUAAUUUUUAAGCAAAAGCUUUUAAUACUCCCGUUUUAAAGCAUGUGAUUUUUGUAUUUUUAAUGUUUUUAUUUCGUACGAGAGAAAUUUAUUCAUUCGCAGCUCUGUAUGAUUUGCAAGUUUUUUUCUUCUUUUUGUUUAGGUUUUAAUAUUCUCGAGUAGGAUUUACUUUCAUUUUUUUUUUCACCUUUGAUUUUGUUUCCUCUGAGUGCGCGCGAGUAUCUGUUUAGAAAUGCUCACAAAUUCUUCCUCUCUCUCUUUUUACGUUUCUGGCUCUGCAUAUGGCGGGAUUAAUUCUUCAUUAUAGAUUUUAAACGAACAGCUUUUAUGUAAACUUUCAUGUUUUUGGUUGUAAUAUUUCUAAUUUUUUUCCAUCACACGUCAGCCGAAAGUGUAGUAUUAUGGCUCAGGGAGCGAGUUGCCGAAGCACGUGUGAUUAGAAAUAGUUUAUAAGUAUCGAAAAGCGAGCAAUAUCCAUUUUGGGGCACGAGCCAGAGGCGGAGUGAAGCAAAAACACGAGAUAUUACUCGCUUUUCGAUACUUGAAAUGUAAUAUAUUUGAAAAGAAACUGUUCUUCGUAGUGGGAUUUUUAAUUAUAUCGAAGUAAGAGUCGUGUUUAUAUUGAUACGUAGGUUGUUGAAAUUGUUACUGUAGUCUGUCCCGGUUAAGAUGAUACCAAACACAUUGGACAAAAGUGAACGAUUUGACUGCUGCAUGGUCAAGGUAAAUUUUUUAUUCUACUGUCUAUUGAGAGGUAUGUCUCAUUGCUGUACGAGACGUACUAAGAACUGAUUGAAUUUUAAGUAAAUUUUACUCGAUAUCAAUUAUUGCAUAUGCUCUUCAUCUAUGAACGUUAUGUUGUUACCUUUGUGAUUUCUUUCGCUGAACUGUAAAAAGUAUGGUUACUGUGCCCUUUGUUACGUACAUCCAUGAGGCAUGCCUCUCAGUAGAGAGCCAGAAUGGAAAAUAUGCAAUUACCAUGCAGUUAAGUCGUUCAGUUUUGUUCAGUGUUUUGGUAUCGUCUUAACUGCGACUGACUAGAAUUCAGUGAAAUACUUGCUUUUACCUGUGUUAGCAUUUAUAUUACCUAUAUUUUGUGCUAAACUCGUUCAAGUUUUAUUUUAUCUUUGUGUGUUACUUUUAAUUCUCGUUUUAUAUUUUAUCAGUUUUAUUGCAUAAUUAUACCCGCCAUUUUAUAUAAUUAUUUCGACGUUGGUAUUUAUUAAAGUAUUAUACACAG